Molecule: messenger RNA, 2213 nt
Organism: Menidia menidia (Atlantic silverside)
Lineage: Eukaryota; Metazoa; Chordata; Actinopteri; Atheriniformes; Atherinopsidae
Source: the annotation of a GenBank genome assembly
CCUCCUGAACACCUUUCUCUCCGUGUUUGAGACUCUGGUUUGAGCAUGUGAACUCAUGCAGGACCAAUUCAACCGUCAACUACAUUUCCCACAAGCCUCCGCUCUUUCCUACACUCAUUCACUACGGUUCAUGUGGCUUUGCCAGGGGAGAGUGGAGUCCACAGAGUUUGGGAGAGCAGCGGAAGUGCUUCCCCACCGAGGACCACUGGGCAGGCGGCUGAAUUCCGGCGGGUGUCCGGCGGCAUCAUGUGGACGCGGGGGCUGAUGGUUGGGGUUCGGGGCUCGGGGCUCGGGUUGCGGGCCUCCGGGGACGUUUUGCUGCGGGUCAGCGGAGGGGGAUGCGCGGGGAGGAGAGUCCAGCAGCAGAGGCAGGCGUCCACCACAGAGGCCGCUCUGAGGAAGACUCCGCUCUUCGACUUCCACCGGGAGCAGGGCGGGAAGAUGGUGGAGUUUGCCGGCUGGAGCAUGCCCGUCCAGUACAGGGACAGCCACAUCGCCUCCCACAUGCACACCAGGGAGCACUGCUCCAUCUUCGACGUCAGCCACAUGCUGCAGACCAAAGUUCAUGGCAAAGACCGCGUGAAGUUCAUGGAGUCUCUGGUGGUUGCAGAUAUUGCUGAACUCAAGGAUAAUCAGGGUACGCUGUCCCUCUUCACCAACGACAAGGGGGGGAUCAUCGAUGACCUCAUCGUGACAAAGACGGACCAGGGCUACCUUUACAUCGUGUCCAAUGCGGGCUGUGCUGACAAGGACUCGGCUCACAUGAAGGCCAAACUGGCCGAGUUCAAAGCCGCCGGUUUCGAUGUGGACCUGGAGUUUCUCGAUGAAGCACUGAUUGCCGUCCAAGGUCCGACCAUGUCCCAGGUGCUCCAGGAGGGUCUGAAAGAGGACCUCAGCAAGCUGACCUUCAUGACCUCGGCCCUGGCCACUGUGUUCGGCGUUCCCGACUGCCGGGUCACCCGCUGCGGGUACACCGGGGAGGACGGCGUGGAGAUAUCCGUGCCUCAGUCCAGAGUGGUGGAGCUGACGCAGAAGCUGCUGACAAACAGCGAGGUGAGGCUGGCCGGCCUGGGAGCGAGGGACAGUCUUCGGCUGGAGGCCGGACUCUGCCUUUAUGGCAACGACAUAGACGAGAACACCACCCCUGUGGAGGCCACCCUUGUUUGGACGAUCGGAAAGCGCAGGCGUCAAACCAGAGGUUUCCCUGGCGCUGAUGUUAUCGUACCUCAGAUCAAAGCCAAGACUUCCAGGAAAAGAGUCGGCCUGGUGUCUACCGGCCCCCCGGUCAGACAGCACACGCCCAUCCUUGGCCCUGAUGGACAGGUCAUAGGUGAGGUGACCAGCGGCUGCCCCUCUCCCUGCCUGAAAAAGAACGUGGCCAUGGGGUACGUGGACGCAGCGUUCGCCAAGAACGGAACGGCCAUCCAGGUCGAAGUCAGGAAGAAAGCAGUGCCCGCAACCGUCAGCAAGAUGCCCUUUGUCCCCACCAACUAUUACACUGGAUAGGAGGCACACACAGGAACACUGGUACAAACAUGUUUGGGAGACUAAACGUAACAGCCACUGUACACAGUCAGUUUUCUGAAUGAGUGCAGGAAAAGUUUUUUGCAUUCGUAUGGUCUCACCUGUGGAUAAACGGGCUCCGGUGAGAUGAAUGAAGAGUGGUUUUAAAGCAGAAAUGUUGAUUCUGGGAUGGUACGUGUAACCAAAAGAUGAAGCAUCCUGGUUCACCAAGUUCUGAUCAGUUAUUUUCUCAUUCAGGAGUUCGCAAGUUAAUCUGAACAGACUUCCAGGUAGAUCAAGAAACGUGGGGGUUUGUUUAUAUCCAUUAGAAAUAAAUAUUUUGUUAACUUUUCAUUUAGAAUAGCGAUCAUUGACACAGUAUUAAUAUGCUGAUGCUUGACCAAAACUUAAAAUUCCAAAUGUCCAAUCGUCUUUAAGCUAUGUUUUUGUUUUCAAAUGUUAUCUUCAUGUGUCUGAACUAUUUUUACAUUUAAAUUGUAUCCCUAAAUAGAUUAAAAUGGUAUAACAGGGUCUACUGUAAUUAUUAAUGCAUAAUUUGCCCAUGGACUUAUUCUUGGUUCAGUUUUUGAGAUGGUCUUUUACUUCAUUUAAACAGUGCAUCAGAGUUUUGUAAAAUCCUUUUUUUUUGGUGCUACUAAUACAAUGUCAUAUCAAAACUAAGAUAUGGUCUUUAUUAUAUAUAUAUAUAU